This is a messenger RNA of Scophthalmus maximus (turbot), 3641 nucleotides long. It is a transcript of the gene nek8, whose product is annotated as NIMA-related kinase 8. NCBI's taxonomy places the organism in Eukaryota, Metazoa, Chordata, Actinopteri, Pleuronectiformes, Scophthalmidae. Gene Ontology annotation, biological process: protein phosphorylation. Bases 49 to 2139 code for a protein of 696 amino acids. The record is from RefSeq and is a predicted model, not a curated record. Gene Ontology annotation, molecular function: protein kinase activity; ATP binding. The transcript is spliced from 15 exons.
UGCCGUAGUUGUGAGGUUGCCUGGAGACGGCGGAAGCGAGCGGCAGCUAUGGAGAAGUACGAGAAAAUCAAAGUCGUCGGAAGAGGAGCUUUCGGGAUCGUUCACCUGUGCCGCCGGCGCAGUGACGGGGCCUUUGUCAUCCUGAAGGAGAUCCCGGUGGAGCAGAUGUCACGGGACGAACGUCUGGCGGCGCAGAACGAGUGUCAGGUGCUCAAACUGCUCAACCACCCAAAUAUCAUCGAGUACUAUGAGAACUUCCUGGAGGACAAGGCCCUCAUGAUAGCUAUGGAGUAUGCACCAGGUGGGACUUUGGCUGAUUACAUACAGAAGCGCUGCAACUCUCUGCUGGACGAGGACACGAUCCUCCACUUCUUUGUGCAGAUCUUACUUGCCUUGUAUCAUGUCCACAACAAACUCAUCCUGCACAGGGACCUGAAGACUCAGAAUAUUCUUCUUGACAAGCAUCAGAUGAUCGUCAAGAUCGGCGACUUUGGCAUCUCCAAAAUCCUUGUCAGCAAGAGCAAAGCGUACACGGUGGUUGGGACUCCAUGCUACAUCUCUCCAGAGCUGUGUGAAGGGAAGCCAUAUAACCAGAAGAGUGACAUCUGGGCUCUGGGCUGUGUGCUUUAUGAGCUAGCGAGCCUUAAGAGAGCCUUUGAGGCCGCGAAUCUACCCGCCCUCGUUCUAAAGAUCAUGAGCGGUACAUUUGCCCCAAUUUCAGACCGGUACAGUCCAGAACUCCGACAGCUCAUCCUCAACAUGCUCAACCUGGAUCCGUCCAAACGGCCUCAGCUCAAUGAGAUAAUGGCUCUCCCCAUAUGCAUCAGACCACUGCUUAAUCUCUACACGGACGUAGGCAAUGUCAAAAUGCGCAGGAUUGAGAAACCACUGUCUACUGUGCAUACUUGUGCUCAUGGUAGAGCAGGGGGCAGAGUUCCUACCAGCAGGUCAAGAGACGGAUCAGUCGGUUUAGGGUCAGGGAAGGUGCACUCCCUCCCCCUGUCCUCGGUGUACACGUGGGGAAGCGGCAUCUCAGCGCCUCUACGCCUGCCAAUGCUCAACACCGAGGUGCUGCAGGUGUCUCUGGGCCGCACUCAGAAGAUGGGGGUCACCAAGUCGGGCCGUCUCAUUACUUGGGAGGCUCCAUCAGUGGGAUCCGGUGAGGCCAGUCUGCCCGGUGUGGUGGAGCAGAUGCAGCCUCAGUUCAUUUCUCGCUUCCUCGAGGGUCAGUCUGGAGUCACCAUCAAGUCUGUGUCCUGUGGCGAUCUCUUUACCACCUGCAUGACAGACAGGGGCAUCAUCAUGACGUUUGGAAGUGGAAGCAAUGGCUGUCUAGGACACGGUAACUUCAAUGAUGUAACACAGCCAAAGAUAGUGGAGGCCCUCCUCGGCUAUGAGCUGGUUCAGGUGUCAUGUGGUGCUUCCCACGUUCUCGCUGUGACCAAUGAAAGAGAAGUAUUUGCCUGGGGAAGAGGAGACAAUGGUCGCCUCGGGCUUGGCACCCAGGACACCCGCAACUCUCCACAGCAGGUGUGUCUACCUGUGGAAUUUGAGGCCCAGAGGGUUGUGUGUGGAGUUGACUGCUCCAUGAUUAUCAGCACCCAGCAGAGGAUAGUGGCGUGUGGAAGCAACAGGUUCAACAAGCUUGGCUUAGAUAGGAUAGCAGCUGUGGAGGAACCGAAUCCCUCGGAUCAGGUGGAAGAAGUUCAUUCGUACACCCCCGUCCAAUCAGCCCCACUCCACACUGAGAAGAUCAUUUACAUUGACAUUGGAACGGCCCACUCUGUUGCCGUCACGGAAAGGGGCCAGUGUUUUACCUUUGGCAGUAACCAGCACGGCCAGAUGGGCUGCAGCUCCCGUCGCAGCAGCCGUGUGCCCUGCCCGGUACCCGGCCUGCAGGGUAUCGCCAUGGCUGCAUGCGGAGACGCUUUCACCUUAGCUAUUGGAGCUGACGGGGAGGUGUACACCUGGGGAAAGGGGGCCCGCGGCCGCCUCGGCAGAAAAGAGGGGGAUUCUGGGAUACCGAGGGCGGUGCAGCUGGACGAGACCCACCCGUUCACGGUGACAUCGGUGGCUUGUUGUCAUGGCAACACUCUGCUGGCAGUGAAACCUUUGCUUGAGGAACCUGUCCCGAGAUGAUUUUGUCCUGGAAUCAAACCCACACCCGUUCAGCGGUCGUCACUGAGUCCAGCGGUUGCGUGAGCUGACAGCUUCUUCUGUCUCCUCCCAGAGGCCAAGCGGGCGCUGCAUUUGAAAGAUUCCGUUUCCUACUGCUGCCGGUGCCUCAGAUUUUCACUUGGUCUUUCUUCUCGAUCUCUGUUUUUCUUUUCAGGGAUGAAUGUUUCUGCUUCGUUCCGUGUCUAUCGUGGAGCAAAACACAUAAAAGUUCAAAACCUGACGGUUGCAGCGGGUGUACCUCACAGCAGGUUGGUUAAAAGAGAUGUUGUAACACUGUUGUUGAAGCUGGAUUGCAGGAAGACUUUUAGCCAUGUCACAUGCGGUUAACUAUUGUCCUUUCUCACGUGACAUGAUAAGCCACGAAACCAUGACACCAUGAAAGGUCAAACUGGUUCAAGCGCUCUUAAGCAGCCGAUGAAUGUGAUAAUACAAUGCACAGAAACUAAAAGAAAGAAGCCACUUUAGAGUUUAUCAGUCAAAUGAACCAAACACGUUAAUCUUGAUCACGCCGUCAGUGGUCACAUUGUGCUUUAUUGGAUUAACUCUGCCAUACAUUUGUAACUCGACAGCAGUGUUCAGACCAAAUAACGACGUGUUGCAGAGGGUUAGACUAAAACAAGACUUGUCUGAAAUCACUCCCUCAUUUCCUCGUUCACUAUUCCUCAGGCUGUAGUGAUAAGUAAACCCCGAUUUCAGACACUUAUGAAUCAUCUACAUUGUGGUAUUUACAUUUGUUAAUAAAAGUGAACACCUGGUUUGUGGGAGUGUUAGUAGGAAGUACUUUUUUUGUCUGAAUCUUUGAGGGCACGUACAUGGUCACUCUGGACACAGUAUAAUAUAGUGCACUAUACAGUAAAUAAUGAGUGAUAUUUUAAAUAAGAUUGUAUAUAUAAUUGUGUAAACUGUGAUUAUAUGUCGACCAAAGACUGUUGAGAAAAGAAAACUGCCAAAGCAAAAGGCCCACAUGUGCCGAGCAGAAGAAGUAGUCAAAUCAUAUACUGUUGCCAUAUCAACAAAGUUGAUUGAAAUUGUCUUGGCGAGCUCAGGCAAUCAUGGACCAGAGAAAAAGGAAAAAAUGCACACUCAAAAAUACAUCAUAGAGUAUAAAAUGCAUAAAUAAAAUCAGAGAAUAGAAUCAUAAAUCCUCAUGUAAUUCAUAUGUAAGUAUCACUUAUGUUGCAGCUGGUAAUGGCGAGGCUAAUUUGAAGUACUUAACCCAUGAUACUACAUCAUGGUAGUAUUUUUGCAUUAUUGAUUUGAAUCUGCAAAGUAACUUAAGAUGCCAAAUGAAAUUAGUGGAGUAAAAAGUGUGUACAGUAAGUAUGACUGAAUAUUGUGUACCAUGAAAGGGAAAUACUCAAGUGAAGUCUAAAUACUCCAAGGUAGUAUUUAGUCACAGCCCUUACUAUAACUGGAGCCAAAAAGUGAAUAUUUGUAAUAAAUAAUGUAUUUUUAUAAUAACA